This is a messenger RNA of Caenorhabditis sp. 36 PRJEB53466, 1623 nucleotides long. NCBI's taxonomy places the organism in Eukaryota, Metazoa, Nematoda, Chromadorea, Rhabditida, Rhabditidae. The record is from the annotation of a GenBank genome assembly.
AUGGAUUUGUCAGUAGAUGCGGACACCAAAGAUGCAAAUGUAAUGCUCGGUUCGCUCAUUCUUUUCUUUGCCACUGGCUGGCUUUUUUACACGAAACAGCUAUUCAAAAACUAUGAAGUUUAGUUGAUUUGGAAAGAUUCCCGCGUAAUCUAGAUUGAUUUCAGGUGCACAAUCGAAUUGUCCAAUUCAUAUUCUCCCUGACUUUCGCGUUCUCAUGCAGUCUCUUCGAGCUGAUCAUCUUCGAAAUCGCGGAUGUCAUGGCUCCUCUGUAAAUGCGAUUUUGACUGAACCCAUCUCAAAUCUAUAUUCGUUUCAGGUCCCGAUCCCGUUGCUGGACGUUCUGUCUUUCUCUGAUCCUUGUCCUUCUUGUCGUUGUCAUUCCCAUUUAUUCGGCAUCUCUCAUGGUUCGCUGCAUGGUUCGUAGUCCCUUCCGAUUGCCGCUUUCCGUCGGUCUCUGGCUGAUCUUCAUCUAUUUCUUCUGGAAAAUCGGCGAUCCGUUCCCGAUGCUCAGUCCACAGCACGGAAUCUUCACGAUCGAGCAGGUCAUCUCAAGAGUCGGCGUCGUCGGAGUCACCAUUAUGGCCAUUUUGUCCGGAUUCGGAGCGGUUAAUGCGCCCUACUGCUACAUGACUCUGUUCACAAGACCAGUGAGUUCUGUUGGUGUCUAGCAAGGCAAGUAUCAGACUUGCAGGUCGAAGAGUUCCACGUGUGUCAGUUGGAGAAGAAACUGUUGCACACGAUGGAUUUGAUCGUUCUCAAGAAACGGAAAGCGGCCCGAUACGAGAUGGAAAAGAAGAGAUUGUCAGGAGACAGAAAGCAAAAGGAAAGCACCCUCUUCGAACGAUUUAUGGGGAGUUUCAGUGAAAAGAGCAGCGGAUCGACGUUGGCUUCUCAAAUUGAGUACGGUCGGACACUGUUCGGCCAAUCUAAGAAUCAGAUUGCAGACGUCUGAAAGAAGAUAUAAUUCCCCUGGAGACCCUCGCCCGUUUUCUGUUUCUGGAUCUCGUAGAAAUGAGACAAAUGCUGAAUAGAGUGGAGUUCAGCAAGACGUUUCUCGGCAUUUACUUCAAUGUCCUCGGCCACUUUUUUUCGCUUUACUGCAUUUGGAAAAUCUUCAUUUCCUUCAUCAACAUCGUUUUCGACCGAGUCGGAAAAGUGGAUCCAGUGACGAAAACUAUCGAGAUUGGAGUGCAUUGGAUGGGCAUUCAACUGGACAUCUCGUUCUGGUCCCAGUACAUUUCGUUCUUCCUGGUCGGCGUCAUCGCAGUCACUUCCGUGCGCGGCCUCCUCAUCACAAUGACCAAGUUCUUCGUGUCGAUCAGCAACGCUGCCUCUUCACUAUCCAAUAUUAUCGUUCUUUUCAUGGCACAAAUUAUGGUAACUGCUGAUCGUAAACAAGGAAAAAACCGUUUCUUGCAGGGAAUGUACUUUGUUUCGAGUGUUCUUUUGAUGCGAAUGAAUGUGCCGGCACAGUACCGGACGAUUCUGACCCGGAUUCUCGGGGAUCUCAAGUUCAACUUCUACCAUCGCUGGUUCGAUGUCAUCUUUCUCAUCUCGGCCGUCUCUUCCAUCGUCUUCCUGACUCUUCUUCACAAGUCGGGAUCUUCUUUGUUCAGAGCUUGA